AUGCACCUGCCCGGCUGCGCCCCAGCCAUGGCCGACGCCAGCUUCUCUCUCGCCGGCCACCUGCUCCGCAGCCCGGGCGGGAGCACGUCGCGGCUGCACAGCAUCGAAGCCAUCCUGGGAUUUACCAAGGACGACGGGAUCCUCGGCUCCUUCCCAGAGGAGCGGGGCGCCCGGGCCUCAGAGGAGCGAAGCGCCCGGGGCGCGAAGGAGCGGGAUCGGAGGCCAGGCGCGCGGACCGCCUGCCCCAAGGCUCCUGCAGGAGGCGCCGAGCCCUCCCCGCCGCCCGCCCCGGCGCCCGCUCCCGAGUAUGAAGCCCCUCGCCCCUACUGCCCCAAGGAGACCGGGGAGGCGCGGCCGAGCCCUGGGCUGCCUGUCGGACCCUCGGCCCCCGGCGACUCGAAGCUGUCGGAGGAGGAGCAGCCCAAAAAGAAGCAUAGACGGAACCGCACGACCUUCACCACAUAUCAGCUGCACGAGCUGGAGCGCGCGUUCGAGAAGUCCCACUAUCCCGACGUGUACAGUCGCGAGGAGCUGGCCGGCAAGGUCAACUUACCCGAGGUCCGGGUCCAGGUGUGGUUCCAGAACCGACGGGCCAAGUGGCGGCGGCAGGAGAAGCUGGAGGUGUCGUCCAUGAAGCUGCAGGAUCCGCCCCUGCUCUCCUUCAGCCGCUCCCCGCCCGCCGCGGCCCUGGCGCCCCUCGGGACCGGCCCGGGCGGCGGCGGCGGCGGGCCGGCUGGGGGCGCCCUGCCGCUCGAGUCGUGGCUCGGGCCGCCGCUGCCGGGCGGGGGCGCCACGGCGCUGCAGAGCCUGCCCGGCUUCGGGCCGCCGGCGCAGAGCCUGCCCGCCAGCUACACGCCGCCGCCGCCGCCGCCCUUCCUGAACUCGCCGCCGCUCGGCCCGGGCCUGCAGCCCCUCGGGCCGCCGCCGCCGCCCGCCUACCCGUGCGGGCCCGGCUUCGCGGACAAGUUCCCGCUGGACGAGGCGGACCCGCGCAACAGCAGCAUCGCGGCGCUGCGCCUGAAGGCCAAGGAGCACAUCCAGGCCAUCGGGAAGCCGUGGCAGGCCCUCUAG
Molecule: messenger RNA, 1071 nt
Organism: Hippopotamus amphibius kiboko
Lineage: Eukaryota; Metazoa; Chordata; Mammalia; Artiodactyla; Hippopotamidae
Gene: RAX
Product: retina and anterior neural fold homeobox
Exons: 3
Coding region: 1-1071 (356 amino acids)
Biological process (GO): positive regulation of transcription by RNA polymerase II
Molecular function (GO): DNA-binding transcription factor activity, RNA polymerase II-specific; RNA polymerase II cis-regulatory region sequence-specific DNA binding
Source: RefSeq, a predicted model, not a curated record